GCACAAGCUAUAUCAUUGUUAUAUGGCAAAAUACAAGCAAGAGUGUCUUUAUUUGAUUCCAGGAAAAAAUGCCAAAUAUGCUGAAAAUGUUGUCGACGACGACGAUGAUGUGCCUGUUAUCGCGCGUAAGGUGUGCGACACCACAAAAGAGAACUUGACAGUUGGAUUUUUGCAAAUCUCAUAUAUCUCUGUAUACUCAUCUAUUAAGAUGUCUUCUGUUGAGCUAUGCGCUGAAUAUAGUGGCCACUGGCUUAUCAUUUUGCUGGGAGCAACCUCUCCAAGGGGAAUUCGCUCUUCUUUUGACUUGACGCUGUUACUACCCCUCAUUUCUUUUCGCUCUAGGAUAGAUCAGCCAAUUCAUGCUUCCACAUUUCCGCUAGAUAAGAAGCCGUUCAGUGCUAUCAAUGCUGACCUCGUUCCUGCCUUCAUAGACGAUCCAAAGGAAUUUUUCGAUGAGUUUGGUUUUCGAAAAAAAGAUGAUUUGCCGGGCUCUUCGGCGGAGAGUAGCGAUAUUGAGGAUAGUUCGCAUAGAGGAUUGUUCUCUCAUCCGGUAAUGCCUGCUAUUGUAAAGGCAUGUUUGCAGCUUCAAUUCGAUGAAAUUAAUAUCGAAAGAAGCUUGCUCCGAACUUUGCCAAAUAAUAUUUGUUUCUGGAAGAAGAAUGGUGCAGGGAUCGAUGCGUUGCGGAGAGUGUUGAAAGCUGUAGCGUUUAUAUACCCAGACCUUGGUUUUUGCGAGGGAAUGGGUGUUAUCGUUGCUGUUCUUCUUUUGUUUUGCUCGGAAGAGACAACGUUCUGGAUGAUGACAGCCCUUAUUGAGGAUAUUCUACCACCUAAUUACUAUAGCCAAACUUUGCUUGGCGUUCAGGCAGACGAAAGAGCCACGAGACAUUUGAUGAAAUCCCACGUACCUGAUCUCAACAAAAUUUUGGACGAGUUAGAUGUGGAGGUAUCAUUGGUGACGGUAAUUAUCUCAAUAAUGAGAAUGAAGGAGGAUGAGAUAGUCGAGUUAGGAAGGAGCUCUAAAUCAUCAGCUGAUCUUUUUAACGCUAUCAGCCAACUGCCACAAACUGUGACUGAAGUUGAUAAACUUACCGAAUACAUGGCGUCAUUUGAGUUUACCAUUACGGACCACCUCAUCAACGAACUGCGCAAAAAACACCAGGCCAUUCUUAUGGCCGACCAAGGAAUGAUUGUUAAUACGACUACGGAUACAAACUUGCCGAAGCAAAAGGUUCAUAGAAGGAAAUUGGCUAGAUCGAAAAGUAUAAUUCAGCAGAUUUUCCACUCAAAAGAUGGAACUGAUGAUCCCAAGCUCAAGAAUGUUCGGCAAACGGAGAUUCUUGUGGACCUCAAAGAUUCAGUGCUCCAAAUUUGUCGAUAUUUUAUUAGUUGUGAUGAAAAGAUGGAAUUGAACAUUUCAACUAAGGCUGACUACAGUCCAGAAUCCCACGCCCACGAUAUCGAUAACUUUCUUGCUGGUCGUCGUGAAGGCCACAAAAGAGCCAGAGCUUUGUUAGAUUUUGCGCGGCAGGAUGAGGAUGAGCUCGGAUUCAGGAAAAAUGACAUAAUAACAAUAAUUUGCGAGAAAGAUGAGCACUGCUGGGUUGGCGAAGUAAACGGUCUUCGUGGAUGGUUUCCAGCAAAAUUUGUAGAGGUAGUCGAUGAGAGAGGCAAGAACUACACCGUUUAUGGUGAUGAAGCUGUUUCUCCAGAAAUUACUGAAUACAUUCGAGGUGAGGAUGAACUUCAAUUUACCGACCAGGACAUUGCCUACUAUUCGGUGGAAAAGCACUUCAAUUCUGUGUACUCUCGUCUGACGUUGUGCAAUACUUUCAAAUUGGACCAAGACGGCAAAUCUCUGGAUUCGAACUCUCUGGAUUCCACUGAUUAUGGCAACCUGAAGCAAUUACUACUUUCAGAUACUUACCCCCGAGGAGCUGCUCUUCCGAUCAGUUCAAAUGAUCAAUGACU
Messenger RNA from Strongylus vulgaris, 1971 nucleotides. The record is from the annotation of a GenBank genome assembly. Lineage: Eukaryota; Metazoa; Nematoda; Chromadorea; Rhabditida; Strongylidae.